This is a messenger RNA of Acanthamoeba castellanii str. Neff, 1953 nucleotides long. RefSeq names its product FAD binding domain containing protein. Gene Ontology annotation, cellular component: cytosol. NCBI's taxonomy places the organism in Eukaryota, Discosea, Longamoebia, Acanthamoebidae. The transcript has 13 exons. The coding region runs from base 1 to 1953 and encodes 650 amino acids. The record is from RefSeq and is a predicted model, not a curated record. Gene Ontology annotation, molecular function: NADPH-hemoprotein reductase activity; flavin adenine dinucleotide binding; FMN binding.
AUGUUCCGAUCAGCCAAGAGACGAGCACACCAACUUUUGACUCCGCCACGAUUGGCGAAUGCACACAGCAGCAGACACCUCGCCCCUCCCACCCUGCAGCAGCAGCAGCAGCGAUGGUACAGGGCAGUACCUCCUGCAGCCGCUCCCGUGAACCUUAACGUCAUGUUCGGGUCGCAGACGGGCACAGCCAUGGGCUUUGCGCAGCAGCUGGGCAAAAUGGCGCGUAAGAAGAGCAUCAAGGCGAGGGUGGUGGACCUGGAGGAGUUCGAACCCGCGGACAUGCUCGGCAAGCCUUCUGAGGUGUACGUGUUCGUCCAAGCCACGUUUGGUCAGGGUGAGGGAACCGACAACGCGAAAGGCUUCUUCGAGUGGCUAAAAGCGAAUGAGCGGGAAGACGACAAGAGCAGGUUCUCACCUUUGCGCUUCGCCGUUUUCGGUCUCGGCAUGAGCCAGACGUAUCCGGCGCGGUACCAAGCUGCAGCCAAGUGGGUGGAGAAGCGAAUGCUGGAGUUGGGAGCGCAGGAGAUCGUGGAGAGAGGUGAGGGUGACGACAAUGGAGACAUCGAGACCAACUUCGAGGAAUGGGUGGACAAGCUCUUCCCCAAGCUGCAAGAGCUCGACGACACCUCUUCGGCGUCAGAGAACAAGGAUGUGGGAGCACGCACGACAACUGCGGCCGCCGUCGAAGAGGAGAAGCUGUUCUCGUUGAAGGUGCUGCCGCGUACGGAUGUGAAGCAACUCGCCGCAAGUAGGCCGUUCGAUCCCACCAGAGCGGUGGACAUCAGAAAUCCCUAUCCUGCGCCUCUGCUCACGAAAGUGGAGCUGCACACACAGACGUCGACGCGAUCUUGCAAGCACAUUGAGCUGGACAUCAGUAACGCGCCAAACAUGCGCUAUAUGACCGGAGAUUACCUGGGCGUCUUUCCUCGCAACCAUCCGGAGCUGGUCACUCAGUACGCUGAGCGGUUGGGCCUUCCGCUGGACACCGUGAUGGACUUCAACGUCAAGCCCGAUACCAAAGUCACACUCCCAUUUGCCACGCCGUGCACACUCGGCACGUACCUCGCGCACUACGCCGACCUCUCGGCGCCCCUCAAGAAGGCCCACCUCUCCAGCCUGUUGCCUUUCGUGGCAAGGCCUGCAGAGAAAGAGCAGCUGGAGUCAGUCAUAGCGGACAACGAGGUGGUCAAGCGCAUGGUCGACGAGGAGCAGAUUCUUCUGGACGUCAUGAACCGCUACGCGUCGAUCGAUGUUCCGCUGGGUGGCUUCGUCGAGCUCGCGCCUCCGCUCCAGCCCCGCUAUUACUCCAUCUCCUCCUCCGAUCGAGUGCAUCCUCAGCACAUCCACCUGACUGUCGGCCUGACGCAGCAUAAGACGCGCGCGGACCGGUUGCACCGGGGAGUGUGCUCCGAUUACCUGUGCAAUCGCGUCGAGGUCGGCGAUAGAGUGCCGAUCUUCGUGAAGAACUCCUUGUUCAAGCUGCCCGAUUCGUCACACCCCAUUGUGAUGAUCGCCGCCGGCACAGGUCUGGCUCCGUUCAGGGCAUUCGUGCAAGAUAGGACGUACCUCCACGACCACGAAGGCAAGAUGCUGGGCGGCACGGUACUCUACUUCGGAUGCUACCAUCAGGACCAGGAUUUCCUCUACCGCGACGAGCUGGCCAAGGAGAUCGAUCGCGGCAACUUGCAGCUCGUCACGGCAUUCUCCCACGCCCAGGAGGAGAGGGUGUUCGUGCAGCAUAAGCUGAUGCAAAACGCCGACCGGAUUUGGCACCUGAUCCACCACGAAGACGCCAAUCUCUAUGUCUGCGGAGCGACGCAGAUGGCCAUGGGUGUGGAGGAUGCCUUGGUGUCGAUCGUCGAGAAGUGCGGUAAGAUGGAGCGGCCACUUGCCGAGCAGUACAUUCGGACGCUCAAGGAGAAGAACCACUACCAGGAGGACAAGUUCGGCUAA